Messenger RNA from Ostrinia furnacalis (Asian corn borer), 1737 nucleotides. RefSeq names its product glucose dehydrogenase [FAD, quinone]. NCBI's taxonomy places the organism in Eukaryota, Metazoa, Arthropoda, Insecta, Lepidoptera, Crambidae. Gene Ontology annotation, molecular function: flavin adenine dinucleotide binding; oxidoreductase activity, acting on CH-OH group of donors. The record is from RefSeq and is a predicted model, not a curated record. The transcript is spliced from 2 exons. The annotation marks the transcript as partial.
UUCUCCGUAAUAGUUAUUUGUUUGAUAUUUCAGAUGGAGAGACUUUUGACUUCGUGGUGGUGGGCUCAGGGUCGGCAGGAGCGGUGGUGGCCGCGCGACUCAGUGAGGCACCCCACCUCAGGGUCCUACUGGUUGAGGCUGGGGGCGACCCGCCCCUCGCUAGCGUGGUGCCCAGUUUUUUCACGACUCUAUCACACACCGAAUACGACUGGGACUACAGUAUGAAGUUAGACAGAGAUGUCGGGAGAGCACACACGAGGCAGGCGGUCAACCUGCUUCGGGGGAAGAUGCUCGGGGGCUCCUCAGCCAUCAACUACGAGUUGUAUGCCAGGGGGGAGCCCAGAGACUACGACAGCUGGGAGCAGGUAGCCCCGGGCUGGGACUGGCACUCAACCUUGAAGUACUUCAAGAAACUAGAAAAUAUGACCGACUCAACAGUCAUGAACAGCCCCCACAAUUCACACCUUCAUUCAACUGAAGGUGCAGUCAAAAUAUCGAAACCAGCAUUUAACGAAUACUUCAGGACUGUGAACGAAAUUAUUUUACAAGCAUACGAAGAAAUGGGCCUAAAAAGAACACUGGAAAUGAAUGGCUUAGAAUCUUUAGGCGUGUCUUUACCUCAUUUCACGUUCGCUGAUGGCAGGAGGUCCAGCACAGCCGAAUGCUAUCUGAAACCAACCAAAGAUAGACCUAAUUUAUCUAUAGCAAAAUAUACUAGAGCGCUAAAAGUUUUAAUAGACCCUUACACAUUGACUGCUUACGGUGUAAAGUUGCUUACUAAGACAGGCAGACUAGUCAAUGUGUUUGCCAAUAAAGAAGUAAUUUUAUCAGCCGGGGCGAUUGAUACACCGAAAUUGCUAAUGUUAUCUGGAGUCGGCCCCAGAGAAGAAUUAGAAAAACAUGCGAUAGAAUCUAUAGUUGAUCUACCAGUCGGUAGAAAUCUACAAGAUCAUCAGUUUGUGCCUCUUAUAUUUACUGGCAAGAGAGGUUUGGGGACGGUCGUGCAACAUUUAAUUUCUUCUAGGGAACUAAAUUCUGUUCCGGUACCGACACAGAAUGGAUUUAUCAAUGUGGACAAUGGACCAUAUCGGCAGCUGCAAACAUUCAACAGCCAUAUUGGUGCGUUUGGUUCGCCUGUGAUUCAGCUGACCUGCGAGUCCUUGGGCUAUAAGAGAUCAUUCUGUGCUUCGAUAGCUCGAGCCAACUUCGGUGGAGCUAUAGACUGGACUUUUUUAAUUCUACUGCAUCCAGAAUCCCGAGGUCGAGUCACAAUCAAAAGUAAAAAUCCUUUGGACGAUCCUGUCAUAGAGAGCGGUUUCUUGAGAAGCAAGGAAGAUGUCCGCGUGCUUAAAAAAGGGGUGAAAUUUAUGCAAAAAUUGACUAAGACAUCUUACUACAGACAUGUUCAGGCGACUUUGGAAAAGUUAGACGUGCCCGGGUGCGAUAAAGCGAAACUGGAAGAUGGUGAAUAUUGGCAUUGUUAUGUUGUGAAUACGGUAGGGUCUUUACAGCAUCCGGUGGGCACCUGUGCUAUGGGGCCUGAUGGGGUUGUGGAUGAGAGGCUCAAAGUCCAUGGAGUUUCUCGGCUGCGGGUGAUAGACGCUUCUGUAAUGCCCACGAUACCGGGUGGCAAUACUAAUGCACCUGCAAUGAUGGUGGGUGAAAAAGGCGCUGAUAUUAUUAAAGAGGACUAUCAUUUUUUCGUGGACGAAUCGCCGGUGUUGCGUUUUCGCAUGC